Molecule: messenger RNA, 993 nt
Organism: Fusarium proliferatum ET1
Lineage: Eukaryota; Fungi; Ascomycota; Sordariomycetes; Hypocreales; Nectriaceae
Exons: 2
Coding region: 1-993 (330 amino acids)
Biological process (GO): secondary metabolic process
Source: RefSeq, a predicted model, not a curated record
AUGGUGUCUCUAUCUCGGGUGCAGCAGACCAACGCCUCGGCUGCUUCAAAGCUCCCAGCCGGUCUCGUCGCCGUCUUCGCUGGUGCAACAGCAGGUAUUGGCGAGACAGCUCUCAAAGCAUUUGCCAAAUAUACUACACAGCCCAAAAUCUAUUACAUCGGCCGUUCUCAAGAGGCGGGUGAUAGACUACAAAUUGAGUUGAAGGAGUCGAAUCCCGAAGGAGAAUAUGUCUUCAUCAAGAAGGACAUGAGCUUGUUGAAGAAUGUGGAUGAGGUUUGUCGAGAUAUCAAGAGCAAGGAGACAGUCUUGAAUGUCUUAUUCCUAAAUACCGAAGAGGGGCUGCCUCUGGUCACCGGCCUAACCAUCUACUCUCGCAACCGUCUCACAGUCAAUCUCCUCCCACUGCUAAAGAAGGCACCGUCUCUUCGUCGUGUAAUAAGCGUCAUGGCUGGUACGCACGAGGGUAAGCUCUUCUCCGACGAUAUAGCAGCUCGCAACAUCCCCUUUACCAGCAUUCACAACUCCCGAGGGCACAUGUGCUCGGCCCUGACUCUGUCCUUGGAAGCACUGGCUCGUCAAGCACCAGAAGUUUCCUUCAUUCACAACUUCCCUGGCUCUGUUGAUACAAACCUAAUCCGCAGUGGAGACGGUUUCAUGAUGCAGGUUAUGAAGUAUUGGUUCAAGGUCAGCAUGACUGUGAGGAGACAGUGGUUACCUAAGGAGGAGUGUGGAGAGAGACAUGCGUGGUUGUGUUUGACUGGGAGAUAUCCUGAUAAAGAGGGUAGUGAGAACGGUAUCAAAGAGGGAGAAGUUGCUGUUGGUACUGGCGGGAAUAAGGGAAGUGGUGUCUAUAGUGUUGAUUGGGAUGGUGAGAGUGCUUCAGUUGAAGUUGUCAAGCUGCUCGAUGGAUUCAAGGAGGAAGGCCUUGUGGAAAAGCUCUGGAAAGAUCAAGAAAAAGAAUUUAUCAGAAUUACUGGUGUAGCUUUUAUCUAG